This is a messenger RNA of Laccaria bicolor S238N-H82, 586 nucleotides long. RefSeq lists its product as uncharacterized. The record is from RefSeq and is a predicted model, not a curated record. The transcript is spliced from 3 exons. Lineage: Eukaryota; Fungi; Basidiomycota; Agaricomycetes; Agaricales; Hydnangiaceae. Bases 1 to 348 code for a protein of 115 amino acids.
AUGGACGGUGAGCACGCUUUUCAAAAACUAUUCAUUCUUCCAACGGACAUACAGUGUAUUUUAUGUACAAGGUCCUACAUCAAUCGAUCGACCUGCAAAAGUACCGCAUGCGUGAUUCAUCAUGGACAUUGGACACGAUCUAUUCGCGUCUGCUCGUUCGUUAUCAACACUCCACACAUGAUAUUCGAUGGUCGGUCUACCCAGGAUCGUCUGAGACACCCAAAAGUUCUUGAUGUCGCAUUUGCGGAAGCCAAAAUACUCUCCUUGGAGCUGGAUCCAAGUACUGCGACGCAUAUCAUCAAAGCUGACAACGCUGAGGACACUCAACAAAAACAAGGGUUUUUUUAGAUUGCCUUUCGCUCACGGGACCGCAGAUACCCUUCUAGAGCAGGAAUAUCGAACCGUUUCGGAGACAUCUUUCGGUCGUACCAGGAUAUCGAUAUAUAGUCUUCUUGGUCUACGAGGAGGGACUGACGAAGAAUAUACUGAAGAAUCUGGGACUGCCAACUGUGUUUUAGAACUGACCUCAAGCAACUGUUAGGGUUCGGAACGGUCAAGUCGUCUUCAAGCAACCCUCGAAACUACA